AGCUUCACUUACCCGGAAGUAGAGCGCCACGACUUCAAAAUGCCGGGAAACAACUUUCGUCAACACUGAUGUUGCUUUUUGUUUUAAUAACCAAAAGAGUUUCCCAAAAGUGAAAUAAACACAGAUAUUGUGGAGCAGCCAUGGAUGAAUAUGACGAAAUGUUUGAGAUUGAGGACGAUUUCGAAGAGCAGUUCGCCGACGAGUUGGAUGCUUUGGCUCAGUUGGAAGAGGAAUAUUCCAAGCCUGCGAAGCGUCAGAGGCAGAGUGCAAAUGAUGACUCCUCCCACCUAGAAUACCAGCAGCUGUCUGAUCAGCCAAUCACUCCAACAGCAAAGCGUCAGAAGCAAGACGUCGGUGUGGUCAAGCGACUUUUUACCUCUGCGCCGAGUGAUGACAUCACGCCGCCUUCCUCUCCAGAACACUAUGAACCACCUCAUACAGUCGGAGCUUCCUCAGGUGCAGCUCUGGAUAUCAGUGGCUUUGCAACAAUAUCAGAGUCUCCCAGGCCACCUGCUGCCAUGGCAACGCAGUCACGUGCAAUGAGAAGACCCCCUUUAGAAGGCGACUACGUCACCGUCACCGACUCUUCGGGGAGUCGCAUCUACCUCCGCCAGAAGGACACCGAAGCAGAAAAGGUGGCAGACUGCAGAAUGGUACCAAACUCCCAGGGUUCUUUGGGGCUGAUCGCUGUGCCAGUAGGUGUCCUGAGAGAGCAAGAGGCAGACAGACGCCACCAGCAGGUUGUAGAGGAGUCACAGCGCCUCACAGAGCAACUAGCCAGCAGUGUGAAUGACAUCUUGGUUGAGCCUGAAGGUACAGAGGAGGAAGAGGGGGAUCCAGAAGACUCUGAGGGUCAAAGUUUUCGACUGUGGGUUGAUAGAUAUUCUCCUCGCCACUACACUGAGCUGCUCAGUGAUGAUUUUACCAACCGUUGUCUGCUGAAGUGGCUGAAGCUGUGGGACACUGUGGUUUUCGGAAGAGAGAGGGUUUCUCGCCCCGCGCGGCCCGACAGACAAGCCCCAAAGCAAGCCUCAUUCAAACCCAAUCAAGCCAAUCAGAACCUAAAUCGCUUCAAAAGCAAGAUGGAGAUGACUGAGGAGAUACUGGAGGCCGAACUGGACCUGUACAAACGGCCCAAAUUUAAGGUGGCGCUGUUGUCUGGCCCUCCAGGUUUGGGGAAGACCACCCUGGCUCAUGUUAUUGCGAAGCAUGCUGGCUACAAUGUAGUGGAAAUCAACGCAAGUGACGAUCGCAGUGCUGAGGUGUUCCAGAAACGCAUUGACACGGCUACGCAGAUGAAAUCCGUUUUAGGCGCCAACGAGCGGCCAAACUGCCUCGUUAUUGACGAAAUUGACGGUGCCCCGGCAGCUGCUGUCAACAUACUGUUGGCGACCCUGAACAGAAAAGACGGACACGGCAGUGAAGCUGCCGCGGAUUCCGCAAAGAAGAAGAAAAAGAAGGAAUCCAUUCUCAUGCGACCAAUCAUCUGCAUCUGUAACGACCUUUACGUUCCAGCUCUCAGACUGCUGAGGCAGCAGGCUUUCCUCCUGACGUUCCCCCAGACUCAGCCCUCCCGUCUGGCUGAGAGACUGGCAGAGAUCUCUCUCCGACAGGGGAUGAAGGCAGACACCGGCACGCUGAUGUUACUUUGUGAGAAAACAGACAACGACAUCAGGUCUUGCAUCAACACACUCCAGUUCCUUUUCGGCCGAGGUCACAAGCAGCUCAACACCAGGACCAUCCAGUGUGCGUCUGUGGGCCAGAAGGACCAAAACAAAGGAGUGUUCAAUCUGUGGCAGGAGAUCUUCCAGUUACCACGGCCUAAACGGAAACGUAUUGGUGAGAGGUUUGAGGAAGUCCCUGGUUCAGGGGGCGGCGGUCAGAGGUUCCAGCACAUUCUCGACUUGGCCUCAUCUAGUGGAGAAUAUGAAAAAGUUUCUCAGGGUCUCUAUGACAACUAUCUGUCCAUGAGGGUGCGAGAUCCCAACCUGCAGAGCGUGUGCGACGCUCUGGACUGGAUGAGCUUUUCUGACCGGCUCAACCAAGUCAUCUUGCACGGGCAGAGCUUCACCCUCAUGAAGUACCUGCCCUUCCUGUCUGUUGCUUAUCACUUCCUGUUCGCGCACCCGCACGUGCCUCGCAUCAACUAUCCACACAGCCAGCACGAGGCGACUUCUAAUCUCCAGAGCAGCAGAAACGCUCUGUCCACCAUGUUGUCCGACAUUCCGGCCAGCAUCAGGACCAGGAUCAGCCAUCUUAACCUCACCCUGGACAUUCUCACACUGCUCCUUGAUAUCAUCUGUCCCAAACUACGCCCCGUGAACCCGCAGCUGUUCAGUCGCAGAGAGAAGGAGCAGAUGUGCGAGCUGAUCAAUACCAUGUUGGCGUACAAUCUCUCGUACCGGCAAGACCGCACCCCCGAGGGGCAGUACACAUACAUCCUCGAGCCGCGUGUGGAGGCGGUGGUGAGAUUUUCGGGCCUGCCUCCUCGCCGCCAGUUGACCUAUCAGGCAAAACAAACCAUCAGCAGAGAGAUGGAGCAGGAGAAGAUGAGGAGGGCCGAGCAACUGAUGUUACAGCGGAACCCCAUAGUGAAAGAGGUAGAGAUGAUGUGCGCUGCUCCUAAACCAAUCAGGAACCAUCAUCAGAGGUUGGCGAAUAUUGUCAGACAGACCACAGUGGAGCCCAGGCAAGAGGUGGACUUUUUCGGCCGCCCUGUUGCACCCAAACAGACGACCGCAGCAUCGUCCUCAGACACAGGCCAAAAGUGUGCCGUGCUCGCCAUGGGGAAGGCGGUGGGCAACAGCGACGUGUGGUUCCGCUUCAACGAAGGCAUGUCCAACGCCGUGCGGCGGAACGUUUACAUCCGGGAACUCCUGUAACUCCGCCCCACCUCACGACCGCCACCAAAAGCACAGAAGGAUUUGCUCUCAUCAGCUCAGGGUUCAGGAACGGAUCCUCACACACGCAACCCUCGAUCCACUUCACCAGCCUGAAGAAAAACAUGCACUUUAGUCAUCCCACAUUUGACUGUAGGGAACAAAGUGGACAACGCAUGGUUAUGAGUUAUGUGUGGCAUCCAGUACAUACAGAACCCCAGACAUGACUUGUGGCCACAAUAUAGAUAGAAUGUAUCCAGAAAAUGGACAUUUGUUGUCACAAAUUAUUAAAUUGUGGACACAAAAUGCAUAUAACCUGUGCACAUAGUGUGGAUUUGUGGCCAUGAAAUAGGUAUAACGAGCGUACGGAAUAUUAGUUUGUGGGAUUAAUAUUUGAACUUGUUUGUCGGGGCAGGCAAAUGGAGCUCACAAGAAACUGCAAUACGAUUGUACAGUGAACAUUUAUCGCACAAUCCCACAAAAUCUGCGGCGUAGUGAGGCAAAUGUUUUUUUUUUUUUUUUUUUGUUUUUUUUUUAUAAAUAGUUUAGCCCCACCCACACACACCUGUAAAAACAAAAUGGAACACAAAAAAUCUCAAGCAUGAAAAUGAUAGAAAAUACUGUAUAUUCUGUAGUGUCUGUGUACAUGUGUGUGCCUUUUAAGAGGCGGGACCUGGUGGCGCGUGGCGUCGAUGAGUCUACGUGUGAGUGUCUGGGCGUGAGCAGUGGUCGACAGCAGCUCCUGUACGUGUGUACUCAUUGUGUUGAUGUGUUCUACUGUUCUCUCAGCAUUCAAUAAAUGGCUGUAAAGUGCA
Molecule: messenger RNA, 3694 nt
Organism: Phyllopteryx taeniolatus (common seadragon)
Lineage: Eukaryota; Metazoa; Chordata; Actinopteri; Syngnathiformes; Syngnathidae
Gene: chtf18
Product: CTF18, chromosome transmission fidelity factor 18 homolog (S. cerevisiae)
Exons: 23
Coding region: 141-2882 (913 amino acids)
Molecular function (GO): ATP hydrolysis activity; ATP binding
Source: RefSeq, a predicted model, not a curated record